ACUACGGGGGAGAACCGCACACAGCCACUUAAAGGAAAACACAACAUUUGGAAACGAAUGAGAAAGAAACCCGCCACUUUUCACAGAAAUCCACGAAAAUCCUCCGGACGUGACAGGAAUGCAUCAGCCAAACGAGAGGAUACGGAAUACGUUUGCGUGGCGUGUCUAACCGUUUGCGUUGCUGUACAACGAGCUUUUGGGGCUAACAGGCUAGCAUAGUUGUCGCUAAAACAUGGUGGGCAGACACUGAGCGAAAAACCUUCCAGACUCGCUCAACUAUUCCCGGAGUAUGCUAGAAAAAUAACUCGGUUUCUAUGUGUUAUGUUUGGAGGAUUUAUUUUGGACUUUAAAAUAGUUUUCUGUCUAUGUUGAAAACUCGCGCAAGACCUUUGAAAGUUUUUUCCCCCUUUUUGACGUUAACCAUCCAAGUUCCGUGGGUGAAAAAAUAUGAUUGAUUGAUGUAGUACGUACUUAACUGAGAAUGCACAAGAAACGAGGAGUUUCUUACAAAAAGCACAACUCCUUCGGCAAAGUUACGCGAUUCAGAGCAUCACCCCCUCAUCCAUUCAUUAAGUUUACAGCGUGAAAGCAACGCUCUGUAUAUAGGCUGUACGAGCUCAACUGGAAUAUAGGAAAACAUUACCAUGGAUAAUCCGGAAUACAUCUCUAUCUGUGGUUAAUUAAUGGCACUUUCCUUACGUUGUGGAGUUAAUUUAUUUGGACCAGUCCAAGCAAAGCAACACAUGGUUUGCUUACCAAUCGUUUUAGAAGACUUGCAGAGAAAAUUACAUGGAGACUAAGUGUUGGUCAUGCCAAGGAAGGAGUUACCAUUGCCAGAGGGUUGGGAAGAGGCCCGAGAUUUUGACGGGAAGGUCUAUUAUAUAGACCAUAUUAAUCAAACCACCAGUUGGAUUGACCCAAGGGAUAGGCAGACAAAGCCUCUGACUUUUGCUGACUGUAUUGGAGAUGAGCUGCCUGUGGGAUGGGAGGAGGCCUACGACCCCCACGUCGGAGCCUAUUAUGUCGACCACAACACCAAGAGCACUCAGUUGGAGGACCCGCGGGCCCAGUGGCAGCGGGAACAGGAGCUCAUGUUGCAUGAUUAUCUGAAUGUGGUUCAGGAAGCACUGAGUGCCCAAAAGGAGAUCUACCAGGUCAAAGAGCAGCGCCUUCGCCUGGCCCAGCAGGAAUAUCGGCAGCUAAAUGAUGCUUGGCGGGACAAGUCCUCCUCGCAGACCAGCUUAAAUUCCAGAUCCUCAUCAAGCAGUAAAUAUGACCCUGAAAUCCUCAAAGCAGAGAUUGUUACAGCAAAAAGCCGGGUAAAUAAGCUGAAGAGAGAUUUGGCCUGUAUGAAGCAAGAACUGCAUUAUAAGGAGCAAGGCUUUGAGACGUUGAAAGAAAUUGAUCAUAAAGUGUCCAGUGCCUCACAUGGCUACAAACUGCAUGAAGCCCAGGCCAUCCUGAAGGAGGUGAAGACCAUCAAAGAUGCCAUCAGCUCUGGAGAGAAGGAGAAGCAGGAGCUCAUGCGGAAACUGGCCGUGCUGAAAGAUGGUUUCCAGUUAGAUUAUGGCUCUCAGUCUGACCUAUGGGCCAGCAAUCCUUCCCUGGCCAACUCCAACCUCUCACUGCCCCGACUCUAUUCAGACGCAGAGUCCCAAACAGACAUACCUGCCCAGUUUGUAUCAAGCUCAAAUAAACUGGCGGAGAAGGUACGACUGAGCCUGAAAUAUGAGGAGGCAAAAAGAAGGAUUGCAAAUAUCGAAGUCCAGAUUGCAAAGUUGGAUAGCGAGGCAUGGCCAGGCCUGCUGGACCCAGAGAGAGAUCGCUUGAUCCUCAUCAAUGAGAAGGAAGAGCUGCUUAAGGAACUGCAGUAUGUAAGGCCGUGCAAACGUGCACCAAAUGAGGCAGAGAAGAUCGAGUCUGAGAAAAAACGACUCGAGAAGGACCUGCAAGCUGCACGGGACAACCAGAGCAAAGCACUGACUGAGAGGUUGAGGCUGCACUAUAGGAGAAAUAAACUAGUGAAGGAACUGGAAGAGACGGUGAGGGUGGCGUCUUCCCUGCACACCCAGCUGAAAAGUCUGUCAGCCAGCACUCUGUCAUGUUCCUCGGGCAGCAGCCGUGGAUCGCUGACUUCCAGUCGGGGAUCCCUGGCCAACUCCAGCUUGGGCUCCACUUCCUCUCUCAGCUUCACCGACGUCUACCUGGAGCAACCCGAACUGGGCGAUCCCGACUUCCAGAACAAACUGGACUCUAUUUUGCAAGAGGGAAGCACCUCUGGCUACAGGCCUUCUAGUUCCAUCACUACCAUCCAUGAGAAUGAGGUCUCAUCCUCAUCUGUGCAGAUCGGGGGUGGUCCUGGGGUGGGACAGAGAACCCAAGUUCUGCGACUGUCAGAGACGCCUCACUCAAUGAGCUCCCUGUCCCCACGUUCUUCACUGUCUUCCCUGUCACCUCCUUGCUCUCCUCUUGUUACUGAUGCUUCCUUCCUUUCGGGAGAGGUCUUCUCUGGUCCAGCCUCACAGUUGGAUUUAGAUCUGCAGACCAGGCUGAUGGAGCUCCGGUUAGAAGAGGACCAACAGCAUGGGCAGCUGAACUAUCAGGACAACAAACAAGAAAGCAUUAUGGCUGUAGAAACUUCAAAAGAAGCUGUUACGCAAACAAGAGGAUCCGGGCCUGGAUCGAAGAAAGCGGGAGUAACAUCUGCAGUGUCUGACGAAUCGGUAGCAGGUGACAGCGGUGUAUACGAGCCCUCGGAGAAAAGGCCUGGGCUUCCAGUUGAGCAGCUGCUGGCUUUUGAUGACGGGAGCUCAGCAAGCAGCGCUCAGAUCAAACUUGGCCUGAAGUACGAAGUGAAGGAGAAGAGGUUCACCGUGUUCGUAAUGCAGCUCUCCAACUAUAACGCGCUCUCUCUGCCAGCCAACCAGAACAUAUAUGUUCGCGUGGUGGUUCUGCCAUGCUCGGAGACCGUUCGCUGUCUGUUCCGCACACACUGCGCUCUGCCACGGGAGCCCGUAGAGUUAAAGGAAGCGUUUAGCCUGCAGGUCUCCUCCACUGCUCUCCGACAGAAGACUCUGCGCAUUGAUGUCUGCACCACCAGCAAAUCGGGCCGCGAGGACUGUUUAGCUGGUGCUCAGAUCAGCUUGGCUGAUGAGGAGUAUUCAGAGGAAUGGUGCACCAAGUGGUACAACCUUCUCAACUGCACGUACAUGCCAGAAAUGGAUGGAAAGCAAAAAGAAACUGAGAUGCCCGCUCUGCAGGAGCUGACUCCCACUUCCAGCAACUCGGAGAGCGCAGCCGCGUGCCUGGAGAACGUUCCACUUGAGGACUGGCCUGCAGAGACAUUAGAGGGUAACGUGUUUGUGGAUGAAGAGGGUAGUGAUGGUGAGGAAGAUGAGGAGUUUUACCCUGAUGACAGCCAGUGGGAACAGGAGGAAGAGCCAGUUAAAGCUGCAUCGACAACUGUCAUUGCAGAAAAGGUGAAUAAGGAGACUAGUAUGGACAGUCUCCCUCAUUCUGCUUCUGUAGUUCGGCCCAAGGAGCGGCGACAUGAUGUUCAUCAGCAAAACCCUUUUAUGCGGGGAAACACCAUCAUCAGGUCCAAGACAUUUUCACCUGGACCUCAGAGCCAGUAUAUCUGCAGGAUCAACCGCAGCGACAGUGACAGCUCAACAUUGUCGAAGAAAUCUCCCUUCGUCCGGAAUGCCUCUGAGAGACGAAGCGUUCGCAUGAAGAAGCCACCAAUGCAGGUCAAAGGUCUGGAUGGCCUCCUGCGCACCUCUCUGGAUCUGGAGCUGGACCUGCAGGUCACUCGCACGCGACACAGCCGGCUGACCGAGGAACUGCGCGUGCUGCGGGAGCUUAAGGAACAGAUGGAGAAGGCACGGCAGCAGGGCCAGCAUGUCCUUCCCACAUGGGUACAGGAGGAUGAGCGCUUCUGUCUGCUGCUCAAACAUGCAGAGAGACAGACCCAGGAAGAGCAGCUACAGGAAAAGAGGGUAGAGAAGAUGAUGCGAGCAGCGGCCAAGGAUGUGCAUAAGAUUCGUGGGCAGAGCCUCAAGGAGGUUCCUGGGGUCCAGUCUUUUAGAGAGAAGAUGGCCUUCUUCACCAGAGCAAAGAUAAACGUUCCCGACCUACCAGCGGACGAUGUGUAGAAGAUAAUCCAUCUUUAUGUCUCAUUUGGAGGCGAAAACUGACAUCUGGCGGUAUUAUGAAGAAUGGUGUGACAGGAAAAUGUAUGUAGGGCAGAAAACGUCAUUUGAAAACACUGGGUUUUAACGCUCAACUGAAAUUGUAUAGAUCUGUGUUUAUUUUUUGUUUUUAGAUAGAUUUAUUUUUUAAAUUUCACCACGUUCUGUUACUAAUAAGUGUAUCUCGGCAUCUGUGCUAGGUAUUUUAGUGGUCAUUCAAUACAUCAAGCUGGACUGUAUACUGUAACUCUUGAUGAUGUGAAUACAGAUAUUUACGGUACUAUUUUUGUCCAUAGCACAAGGGUUCAAGGGACUCUUACCUUUUUGACAAAAUGAACUGGCAGAAAUCCUUAGUCACGUCCCUUUAUAAACAAAGCACAUCUGUUCUCGUUUCUUUUUUGUUUUGCAGAUGUGUAAAUGGUUACAGAUGCAUGAAACUAAAGCAUGAUGAGUUAAAUAGACCGGUUAGUAGCCUAAAUCGAUUGCUAACAGCGUGUUCGUUUUGUUAAUCGCACUUGCAAACGUGACACGGGAUAGCGCGAAUAUAAAGCGACGUACAAACUGCACUUAGCUCCACAGACUCUCAGGUAGAAUAUCAGAUAGUUCAUGCACUUUAAUAGAAAAGAGGCAUUGAUAUAGAGCAAAACAAAAAGCACAUUGUGAACGCAAAGGUGGUGUUGUGAGUGUUAAAGAUGUGAAACUCGUGAUUCCUGGCAAAUUGCAUCUAUUGAAUGUGUUUUUAGGUUUUCCCUGGCGGCGUAUUGUAAUAGUUUGGAUUAGUGAAUGGUUUGGAUCUCUUUUAUUUGAAAAACACCCUCACAUCCGUCAACAUGUUAGCUUUGUGUGUGCAAGUGAACACAAACAGUAGCAUCGUUUAAUUCUCAAAGCCAAAUAUUAAUGAAUUUUUUAUUUAUUAUAUUAUUAUUAUGAUUUUAUUUCAACCUGACAGUUCUAGAGGAGCUAUUAGUGGGUUGAAUCUCACAAAAAUGGAUCAUAUUUCACCCAAUAAACAAAAGACACAGAUAAGGAAAUCUAUUAUGAAUGCUAUUUGCAAAAGCUAAUGAAAAAGAUUGCUUGCAAUCUCUUAUGGGAAUGUCACAAGACACAUUUUAAAAUCAUACAUGAAAUGCAAAUAGGAAAUAAUUAUUUUUGGAACAUUUUUGUGUGAAUCCCAUUUAAAAUCCCACCGUAAACCCAUUGGAUCACAUGUGAAAGUCAUUAGAUGUGGGAGUAUUGAAAAACAGUAUUGAAAAACAAAAUAUAUAUAUAUAUGUAGAAUUUUUUUACUUUACAAUUACAAUUAUUGACAUUAACAGUAAAUACUCCCACACAAUGACUAUUUACUGUAUAGUUUUUACGUGUGAAUUGAAAAUAUUUACAUAUAUUGAAUUUUUUUUAUAGAUGCUGACAACAUAAGUAUAUUACAGUGCAUCCGGAAAGUAUUCAUAGCGCUUCACUUUUUCCACAUUUUUUAUGUUACAGCCUUAUUCCAAAAUGGAUUAAUUUAUUUCCUCAAAAUUCUACACACAAUACCCCAUAAUGACAAUGGGAAAAAAUAUAUUUUGAAAUUGUUGCAAAUUUAUUAAAAAUAAAAAAGCUGAAAAAUCACAUGUACAUAAGUAUUCACAGCCUUUGCUCAAUACUUUGUUGAUGCACCUUUGGCAGCAAUUACAGCCUCAAGUCUUUUUGAAUAUGAUGCCACAAGCUUGGCACACCUGUCUUCGGGAAUUUUUGCUUCCUCUUUGCAGUACCUCUAAAGCUCUAUCAGGUUGGAUGGGAAGCGACGGUGUACAGCCAUUUUCAGAUCUCUCCAGAGAUGCUCAAUAGGAUUUAGGUCUGGCCUCUGGCUGGGCCACUCAAGGACAUUCAUAGAGUUGUUGUGAAGCCACUCCAUUGAUAUUUUGGCGGUGUGCUUUGGGUCAUUGUCCUGCUGGAAGAUAAACCGUCGCCCCAGUCUGAGGUCAAGAGCCCUCGGAAGCAGGUUUUCAUUCAGGAUGUCUCUGUACAUUGCUGCAUUCAUUUUUGCCUCUAUCCUGACUAGUCUUCCAGUUCCUGCUGCUAAAAAACAUCCCCACAGCAUGAUGCUGCCACUACCAUGCUUCACUGUUGGGAUGGUAUUAGCCUGGUGAUGAGCGGUGCCUGUUUUUCUCCAAAUGUAACGCCUGCCAUUCACUCCAAAGAGUUCAAUUUUAGUCUAAUCAGACCAGAGAAUUUUGUUUCUUAUGGUCUGAGAGUCCUUCAGAUGCCUUUUGGCAAAUUCCAGGCGGGUAGUGGCUUCAAUCUGACCACUCUACCAUACAGGCCUGAUUGGUGGAUUGCUGCACAGAUGGUUGUCCUUCUGUAAGUUUGUCCUCUCUCCACAGAAGAACACUGGAGCUCAAACAGAGUGACCAACGAGUUAUUGAUCACCUCCUUGACUAAGGCUCUACCCUUGACUAAGCCUCCCCCGAUCACUCAGCUUAGAUGGCCGGCCAGCUCUAGGAAGAGUCCUGGUGGUUUCAAACAUCUUCCACUUACGGAUGAUGGAGGCCACUGUGCUCAUUGGAACUUUCAGAGCAGCAGAAAUGUUUCUGUAACCUUCCCCUGCCUUGUGCCUCGAGACAAUCCUGUCCAGGAUGUCUGCAGACAAUUCCUUUGUCUUCAUGCUUGAUUUGUGCUUUGACAUGCACUGUCAACCCUGGGACCUUAUAUAGACAGGUGUAUGCCUUUUCAAAUCAUGUCCAAUCAACUGAAUUUACCACAGGUGAACUCCAAUUAAGCCGCUGAAACAUCUCAAGAAUGAUCAGUGGAAACAGAAUGUACCUGAGCUCAAUUUAGAGCUUCACGGCAAAGCUUUUACAGCUUUUACAGGUUUUAAUAAAUUUGCAACAUUUUCAAAAAAAUAUUUUUUCCGAUUGUCAUUAUGGGGUAUUGUGUGUUGAAUUUUGAGGAAAUAAAUUAAUUUAAUCCAUUUUGGAACAAGGCUGUAACAUAAAAAAUGUGGAAAAAGUGAAGCACGAUAAAUACUUUCCGGAUGCACUGUAUAUAUGUAUAUAGAGACUAUAAAUAUAGGUCAAAGAGACUAGAUAUUUUUAAAUGACUUACAUAUACAGACAAAGCCUUCUGAUACCAAAUGAUCAACUAGAAGUCGAGUUAUUAUUUGGUGUUCCUAAAACUUGCAUUGGCGACAAUACGCUUUUCAGGUAGUGUAUAUGUAAAUAAGCUCUCUUGUUGAUUUCUUUCCUCUUUAAUGAAAAAGAGAAAUUAUGGUUCUGUGUUAAAGGUACUUGGCGAGAAAUGCCAUGGAAAUUAUAUCAAAUUGCAUUGAAAAACAUUUAGGUAAAUUCAAACUUUUUUUUUUUCGAAAAACACGGUUUAUUUCUGUGAGAUUCGCCCAUUUAUAAAGCACACCUUUGAAAUCUGUACAUUACCGCAGCAGUGAAAACAUCUGGGGCACUGAAAGCUGUUGAGAAUUCCCUGCUCUCGCUGUAAACACUUAAUAAUGUAUCGCACACCACUGCAGAGAUCCGUCAGUGUAGCGUUUAGAGUCUCUUCAUACAGAGAAGACUCACCGGUGACUUGCGCUAUGUAAACGAACGACUAAUCUAAUAUUGAUAUUUUGCUAAACUCUUCAUCAUAAUGCAAAUGAUUCCAUUUUUCGAGCUGAUAGUAGAUGACUAUGAAUAUUACUUCCAAGUUAUUAAAAUCCCUUUUAAAUGUUACUGUAGCUUUGCAUCAUGGGCAAAGUUGUUCAUCUGAAUGUAGCACUUAAACAAAAAUCUGUAGUUCAUGUGAGCUGAAAGGGUUUUUGGCACAGUCAUGGAUGGCGUUACCAGCAUAAUUGAGUAUUUUUUUUGCUCACGUCCAACAAAUUCCCACCAUUCAUAUGAGUUGAUAUGUUUUGCAUGUAUUUGGUCCCCUGUUGGUUUACUUCAUACAUUACGUUUAUAAUGAGAUCCUCAUGUGCGUCAAUAUCCAAUCUUUGUUUUUCUGUCUUUUUGUUCAGCCUCAUAUUAGAUAAUAAUGUUGUUUGAGUUUCAGUAGCAAUAUUUCAACAUUUAUUAUAUUGCUUAUAAGAACAUGUAUGGAUGAAACAGACCAUGGAAAGCUGUUUUAACAUUUAAAGGAACACUAUUUAUUCGAUUUUGGAAAUAGGCUUUGCAAGUUUUACCGUUUUUGAAUCUAUUCAGCUGAUCUCCUGGUCUGGCUAGAGCACUUUUAGCUUAGCUUAGGAUAAAAUAUUGAAUCAGCUUAAAGUGACAUUUAAGGGCUUAACUAGGGUAAUUAGGUUAACUAGGCAGGUUAGGGUAAUUAGGCAAGUUAUUGUAUAACGAUGGUUUGUUCUGUAGACUAUCAAAAAUAUAUAGCUUAAAGGGGCUAAUAAUUUUGUUAUGUUGUGUGCUAAGUCCGACAGAAAGUAAAAAGUUCUCCUUUUUAGGCUGAUUUGGCUAGGAACUAUAUUGUCAUUCCAACUUUAACAGUAACUCAAUUUAACUCAGUUACUUUAACUCAGUUACUUUAAUAGUACCCCAGUUUAACUCAGUUACUUUAACGGUCACUCAGUUUAACUCAGUUACUUUAACAGUAACUCAGAUUAACAAAUUCAUUCAUUCAUUCAUUUUCUUUUCGGCUUAGUCCAUUUAUUAAUCCGGGGUCGCCACAGAGGAAUGAACCGCCAACUUAUCCAGCAUGUUUUUACGCAGCGGAUGCCAACGGCAGCAACCCAUCUCUAGGAAACAUCCACACACACUCAUUCACAUUCAUACACUAUGGACAAUUUAGCCUAUCCAAUUCACCUGUAUCGCAUGUCUUUGGACUGUGGGGGAAAUCGGAGUACCCGGAGGAAACCCACGCGGACGCAGGGAGAACAUGCAAACUCCACACAGAAACGCCAACUGACCCAGCCAAGGCUCGAACCAGCGACCUUCUUACUGUGAGGCGACAGCACUACCUACUGCGCCACUGCGUCACCUCAGAUUAACUCAGUUACUUUAACGGUAACUCAUUUUAGUAAGUUUAGACUAUUUUUAGGUGCUGCUAAUAUCAUUUUGCCUGAGUGAUUGUAUAGUUCCUAGCCAUAUUAGCCUUAAAAUAGCAUCUUUUCAUAUUAAGUUGCUUUCAGUACAUAGUGUAACUACAGAAGAGUCAAGCUUUAAACAAGAAAAUCAUCAAAAGUCUUUUCUGACCAUUUUUAAGCAAGAUGCUGAUUUAGUGAUUUAUGCUAAGCUAAGCUAAAAGUGCUCCCGCCAGACCUGGAGGUAAUUUUAGGUGACUUGUAUUUCCCCAAAAAAGGUGGAGUGUUUCUUAAAUGCAUUAGCAUCUAUUUUCAUGCUGAAAGUGCUUAGAUUUUAGCAACUAAUACCUUUUUAAAAGACACUAGUUCUUAAUUGUUAGAUACUGUAUAUGUUACAAGUGUUUUUUCAUUUGGUAGGCUACUAGUACCUAUUUAUUAGAUACUUGUUCUCAUUAUACAUACUAGUACUUCUUCAUUCGAUACUGGUACUUGUUAUUAAUUACUAGUACUUAUUUAUUUGAUACUAGCACCUAUUAGAUAAAUGCUAGUAUUUAUUAAUUAGAUACUUGUGUUUAUUUCAGUUGUGACAAGUUGCAUUGGCAGAUGUCAACACCAUUUUGACUAGUUUGUUUUCCACUUUUGACUAGUACAUAUUUUAUAUACUAAUAGUUAUUUAUCCAGCAACUUAUACUCAUUGGAUAUUUGUAUCUAUUACAUUGAUUUAUUACUUUUCUCUCUCUAUUUUUUAUUUAUUUGCACUUACUCAUUACAUAGUACUUAUUGAUCAGCAACUAUGUAUUCAACGCUACUACCUACCUGAUGAAUAAUUAAUAGUACGUGAAAACAUCUACUUGGCACAACUGGAUUUCAUAACUUGUCCAAACCAAGUAGUUAAUAUCUCAUUGAAGUCCCAUAGAAGUCAGUGAGGGAACAACAGAAUAAUUACUAGUCAAUAUUGAAAUAAGGACUAGGUGUUCAAGUACUGCUUUAAUAGGUACUAGUGUCUGAUAAAUAAGAACUGAAUAAGUUGUAUCACUAGUAGAUAUUAAAUAAGCACUAGUACUUAAAGGGAAAGAAACUAGUGUCUUAAAGUAUUAGUAGCAUGAAAAUGGAUACUAGUACAGUUUAUUGGUUAAAUGUUAAAACGGCUUUCCAUAGCGAACCUUGAUGUGCUUCAAAAGGAUAGCAUAGUGUCUGAAACUAGUGUGAAAUCUGGUACUGAUGAGUAGGGAUACAGUGAUCCCAUCUGCAAUGCACGUUUACGUGCUCUGGUCUCUUGCUCCACCUAGUGGAGAACUGGAGUUUGUACUUUAUUUUUGGUAGCACUCUUGAUACAAAAACCCUGACAUCUCUCCAAAAUUGAUUUAGGAGAUGGAGAUUGCAUAUAUACUUUGGUUGUGGCGCAUUAUAAGAACAUUUACCACCCAUCUGAAAAAUGCUGUCCUAAAGCUUGUUGCCAAAUAUUUAAUUCAAAUAGAAGCCUCUUUUUAAAGCUCAGUUGUUUUGUUUUCUGCGUACAGAAAAAAAAGUACAGACAUUUAUUUGUUUUUAUUUCGGAUCUUAAUAGGCAUCAUUCUCGCAGUUUAGACCCAGUUAAAGAGACAGUUCACCCAAAAAUGUCAAUUUAGGCACAUUUCACACAGACAAAGUCAAGUCAUCUUUGAAACACCUCUCGGGCAGGAUGCUCGGGCAUUCAGUCUGAAUGCGGAAACAUCAAAUUCUCCAAAAUUGCUUGCCAAACUUACGAUUAAAUUUUAUUUUAGGAAUCACCAUUAAAAUUAAGCAAGAACUGUGUUUUUAGUUUCAUUUCUAAACAUCCAAAUCGCACAAAAUCUGCAGAAACUCACGACUGGUUCGAGACACUCACCUUGAGAUUCGUCAGUCUAUAGCGAUGGCUGAUUGGCUCCUGUACUAGAAGGCGGGGCUUUAUUCACCAUAUUGACCGUUAGACUUUUCCCUAUAGAUUACUUCAAUGUGGUCAUGUCAUUGGCCCAUGAACAUUUCCUGCUUGUUAUCAAACUAGUUCAUAACUGUAACUAGAGGCAAUUCAAUCAUAACUUAAUGUUAAAACAGCGAUCAUAACAUUAUUUAUCAAUAUGUGGCUCUUUUUGGUUUCUCUGAAACUAUAGAAAUUAAAAAUGUAAAACAGGAAAUACAUUAGGUUUGUUACAUCCCUCAAAAUGGUCUAUUCAAAAUGAGUUACAUGUCUUGUAUAUUCUAUAGUCUUUGACAGCUGUGUCUCAUUUCAGAGCCUGCAUCCUCCGAAGGAUGCAAACUUCAAAGGUGAGUCUUUGGAUGUCCACACAGACUGAACCGAGAGUUUUGAAAUUAGACGAUCUAGCCUACAGAGGACAGAUCUCAUCAUCUAGCAAACGUAAGAGCUGCUGUUAUUAAGCGGUUAUAAAAUGUGUAAUUACUUUUUUCAAAGUGAUUUUAAAACUUAUUUUAAGCGAUCUGAAAGCAAAACAAGGUUUAUAAAAGCUGGAAAUAUAUUUCCUUUGAUCCAUUCAUGUAUACAUAAACAUGUAAACGGUCUAUGAAAUCACUCUCUAGUAAGACAUUACAUAUUUUUUUAGUUUUUUAACAUGUGUUUAGAUAUCCAAGUAAAAUAAACUUAAUUACAUUUAAACCAGACUUUAAAAAUAUCCUGCCGUUAUCAGCGCGCAAUGAAUCUUGGGACGCGAAGGAUCCACCGGUUGUGUCCUUCAUUACCUGGGAAAUGAAGUAUGCCUUUUGAGGCUGCGUUUGAAGGAGUCUUUGAAUUUUUUUUAAAUGAGACAGCAGCGCACUUCGAAUGCAUCCUUCAGAAGAUGCAGCCUCUGAAAUGAGACACCGCUAUAGGCUGCGUCCGAAAAAGCAUACUUCCAUACUAUAUAGUACGCUAAAAUCAGUAUGCGAGCCGAGUAGUAUGUCCGAAUUCAUAGAAUUCGAAAAACAGUAUGCGAAAAGUACCCGGAUGACUUACUACUUCCAGCGAGAUUCUGAAGUGUGCAUCCCAUGCACACUGUGCUAUCCCAUGAUGCCCUGAGAGAGAAUUCAUGAAUAGGAGUGAAGCGAUGCAACUGACACGGGUAGGUCACGUGAUCAUGACAAAAUGGCAGAUGUAGUAAUUCCAUUCAUACUGCUCACAUUCAUACUAUAUAGAAGGUACUUUUCUAACAGCCGGGUAGUACGUUUAAAUUCAGUUGCUGUACCUACUGAGUAGUAGGCGGUUUCGGACGCAGCCAUUGUCUUUAACACACUUUUUUAACACAUGUCUUUUGUUGACGUCAAACAGUUGUAUGCCAGAUUGCUACUGUAAACAGAAGCUUGCAGUGGUUUCCCCGCCUCUAGUUCUUCUGAUUGGUCCACUGCUUUGCAAUCGAAAUUGGCUGUAGUGUAUAAGUGCGUGUGUGAAUGAGAGUGUAUGGGUGUUUCCCAAUACUGGGGAUCCGCUGCGCAAAAUAUAUGCUGGAAUAGUUGGUGGUAGGGUUGUCGCGAUUCUGGAAUUUGGUACCAAUCAUUUCAAAGUCAAGUCGAUCAGCUGGUUUGUCUAUAAGCUGACAAACGAGCAAUCCGCUGAUGAAUCGAGGUUUUAAAACGUUCCCUGUAUCUGUGUUUACACUCAACAGCAGUGAUUUUGGUGAACUGAUGACCUUCACAGCCAAUCAGUCAUUUCGAUUGAGCUGAAAUGUUAGCGGGAAAUGGGCGCUUUUAAAAUUUCAGCAUCGAUGGUACAGAACUCCAGUAUUGUGACAACCCUAGUUGGUGGUUCAUUCCGCUGCAGUAACCUUACAAAAAUAGACACUAAGCUGAAGGAAAAUGAAUGAAUGAAUUAUCACGAACAGGUUUGGAAAAUGAGAGAGUUUUCAUUUGCGGUUGGACUGUACCUUUAAGACACUGCCAAACUUCGACUACUCUCUGUGCGAUGUGUAUUUUUUCUCACUCAUCAAGGUACCGUUUUGUUAUCAUUUUUACCAGAUUUACUGAUUUUACCUUAUUUGAAUGUAAGAAACAAAAAAAAAAAACAAUAGGUCCCUUUACUUUUUACCUGGAAACACUACGGUUUUGCUCAAUCUGAGAGUAAACGAACAAGUGUCUAAUGCUUUCACUGGUCGUACAGUAUGCUGCCGUUCACAGUAUGUGUUGGAGAAAGACUUGUCUCAAUCGAGUUGGUGCUCUUCAACUCCAUUCUUAGGAUUAUAAGGACGUACAUAUUUGGCUUUUUGUAUUUUUUAUUUGGACUCUUGGUCCAGUCAUGCAUAAAUCAUGUGAUACUUGCUUAAAAUAAUCAAAAGGAAAACAAUGCUGUCAGUAUCUGAUGCUGGUAGUCAUGAAUGAUUGUUUAUUGUUCACAAUAGGACUUUUAUUUUGAAUUAUUUUUUUUUAAAUCUUGUAUUAAUGAUGAAAAUCGAACCUGAUCUGAUCACAGUGAUGGUUUAAGAAGUACAGCUUGUAUUUAUUGCACUUUUUUGUGAUUUGGGUGUUCUGUCUUUCUUUUUCUUGUGAGACUUCUGAAAGCUGUGAAUUUUAUCAUCGACACUGUACUGUCAACCAGAAUUGUAAAUAUAUCACCAGCACAAGAGUAUGUUUUGUAGUUUCACAACAAAUAUAAAAAAAAGUUCCUCUCUUCUAAUCUUUACAA
Danio aesculapii is the source of this 13807-nucleotide messenger RNA. It is a transcript of the gene wwc1, whose product is annotated as WW and C2 domain containing 1. Gene Ontology annotation, biological process: negative regulation of organ growth; regulation of DNA-templated transcription; regulation of hippo signaling. Gene Ontology annotation, cellular component: cytoplasm. Gene Ontology annotation, molecular function: kinase binding; molecular adaptor activity. The transcript has 22 exons. The record is from RefSeq and is a predicted model, not a curated record. Lineage: Eukaryota; Metazoa; Chordata; Actinopteri; Cypriniformes; Danionidae. The coding region runs from base 810 to 4154 and encodes 1114 amino acids.